CUUGCUUAGUAUUAAAGUGACCGAAUUCAAAAUCAAUCAAUCAUGAGUUAGAUACACUGUCAUCUUUAAAACAACGCCAUCUGUGACAAACUCCAAGAAACUCUUAAAAAGUUAGAGUUAUACUGCUCUUACAAUGUUUCGGUCUCUUUCACACUUAUGAAUUUGAAGACGCCAUUUUGACAUUACACUGACACAUUCAGUAAUCGUUUAACCGGCUCAAAACGAACAUCUGGUCGUUUGUCAUAAAAGUGACCUAUUAAUAUUUAGGAUUGUGUAACAGUGAAAUCGAAGGUAAGUUUUACUGAUUAUUUUUGUUGUAUUUUGACCCAAUACGUAAUGAGUCUAUUUUAUAUUAAAUUUGUUAAUUUAUUGUACGAUAUAUUACGUUUUAGGACUGUUUAAAACUAAAACUUCUAGAUGAUUCUACAGCACAUUAAUGAUUAGGUCUCUUUUUGAAUAAAAAACUUAGUAAAUUUAUUCGUACACUCUGUAGAAUUCAUUGUUAAGUCUGUUUAUUACAAAUAAUGAUAAUGUAUUUUUAGUAACAUUCAGUAUUUGGUCUGUACUAUACUAAAAAAAAAACGGAAUUUUGCUAUGAAUGUGCUAGGUGAUUUAAGUUCAGGAUUGAGUCACUUUAAAACGAAAUAUGGAACAAAAAAAGAAGUUUCACUUGUUGACCUAUAAUUAUAAUUAAGUAUUUUUUUAUUAGGAUGACGUCGUCUACUUCGCGAUCAAGAAAAAUUCUAGAUUUAAUUCAAAUUGAAGAUAACAUUAUUCCAACUCAAAAUGUUGAUGUUCAGGUGUGUAAAAAUCGUUGAAUUGUCUUUAUGGUGUCUUUCUUUAUUUACGUCUACCUGCAAUUUACUGACUAAUACUUCUUUUAUUGUUAACAGACGAUUUGUUGUGAUGCAACUAAAGAGCCCGAAAAUGUUACGAAUAUUAUUCCAACUCAAAGUGCUGAUGUCCAGGAUGACGUCGUCUACUUCGCGAUCAAGAAAAAUUCUAGAUUUAAUUCAAAUUGAAGAUAACAUUAUUCCAACUCAAAAUGUUGAUGUUCAGACGAUUUGUUGUGAUGCAACUAAAGAGCCCGAAAAUGUUACGAAUAUUAUUCCAACUCAAAGUGCUGAUGUCCAGACGAUGAUAUGUGACGCAUCUAAAGAGCCCGAAAAUGAUACUGAUAUUGUUUCAACUCAAAGUGGUGAUGUCCAGAUGUUAUGUGAUGUUUAUAAUAAACCCGAAAAUCAACGACAUUUGAAUGCCUCUGAGUAUUUCAAACAUACUGAAGGCCGUAACAAGGCAGUUAUAGAUUAUCGUGUGUCACCUGUUAAUUCUGGAGAAAGCGACGCAGAUUUAAGUGAUGGCGAUCCUACUUUCGAAACCGUACAAAAGGGCCAACAGGGUAGUCAUUUGCUAUUUCCCCGUACCCGUAGUUCAAGUUCGAGUAGUAGUUCUUCUUCAACUUCAGACUCAAGUUCAUCAUCUGAUAGCUCUAACGAAGAGACUUUGGAAGAACAGUUAAAUGCCAAUAACACAGAAAAUAGAACACCUGAGCCAACAAGAGAGUUAGACGGAGGAACAAUGGAGAAUCAAGAUAAUUUAACAGAAGACACAACUUCCGGAACACCUACAGUUUCUACUAAGCCAAAAGGUAAAAAACGCACUAGACAACCGGAAAACUGGAAGCAAACUAGAGCAAAAAAAUUGAGAAAUUGUGGUAAGUCAUAUAUUAAUAGUAAAAAUAUUAUAACUAAAGCUCGUGAACUUAAACCACCAUGUAAUGACCAGUGCAGGCUGCAAUAUUCUAGCAAGAUUGAUUCUGUUCAAAGGCAAAGUAUUUUCGACGCAUACUGGGAACUUGGAGAUAUUCAUAAUCAGCGAUCUUUCAUUUUGUCGUGUUUAUCUGAUAUCACACCCAGAUAUAAAUAUACCAAUGCAUUGACCCCACGGCAUUGUAACAAAGCUUUCCAUUUUGUUGUUGCUGGUAAUUCGAUCAGAGUUUGUAAAACCUUUUUUACUAAUACUUUGAACAUAUCCGAUCGUAUGAUUCGUACUGUUAAACAUAAGACUGAUAAACAUGGAAUUUUGAAGACGGAUUGUAGAGGAAUAACCGGUAAUCAUAAAUCAGAUGAAGUAUUAAUUUCUGACAUCAAAGAAUUUAUCAAUUCUAUUCCAAGAACUGAUUCUCAUUACACACGACAAUCAUCGACCCGUGAAUACAUAGACGGUGGAAAAACGAUAGUAGAUCUCUUUAAAGACUUUGAAGAAGUCCAAAAACAAAAAAAUAAGCCAGCAGGAAAGUAUUGCACAUUUUAUAAGGUUUUUAAUACACAAUUCAAUAUAUCAUUUUUUCGCCCAAGAAAGGAUCAAUGCGACACAUGUUUGCAAUACCAGAAUUCAUCGCCUGAACAAAAACUUAUUAUUCAAGAAAAAUAUGAUUCCCAUUUAGAAGAAAAAACCCUCAGCCGACAGGAAAAAUAUAAUGACCGACUUAAAAUUGAUGACAGUAAUAAAGUAAUUUUGUUCGACCUCCAAGCUGUUCUUCAAUCACCUAAAGGGGACACUUCAGCUUUCUAUUACAAAAGUAAGCUCAAUAGCUAUAAUUUCACUGUUGCCUCCUUAAACAAAAAAGUAGAAGGCAAAGUACAGGAAUCGUACAGUAACGUGCAUUGUUAUUUUUGGAAUGAAACUGAUGCAAAAAGAGGUGCCAAUGAAAUAGGCUCUUGUCUACUCCAUUAUUUCGAACAACUUUGUAUCGAAUCCAGGGCUACUAAUGAGGAAGGCAUCAAUCUUAUACUGUAUUCGGACAAUUGCGGAGGACAAAAUAAAAAUAAAUAUAUCGUUACACUUUAUCUUUACGCAGUUACACAUCUUAAUAUUAAUUCCAUCACACAUAAAUACUUAAUCAAAGGGCAUACGCAGAAUGAAGCCGAUAACAUACAUAGCCUUAUAGAAAAAGAGGUAAAAAAGAAUUUAAGAUCUGGACCUAUAUAUUCACCACACCAAUAUGUAUCAAUAAUUAAAAAUGCACGAAAAUCAGGAAACAAAUUUAUAGUAAAUGAGCGUACAUUUCAUGACUUUUAUGACUUGAAAAAGUUACAAGAAGCUUGGGGAUACAAUUUUAAUAAAACAAAGAAUGGAGAUAAUAUUGUAUGGAAUGACGUAAAACUGAUUAAGGUGACAAAGAAAAACCCCUUUUCAUUUUUUAUAAAAAAAUCUUAUAAACAGGAUUUUUUGGAAGUAUGUGUAAGAAACAGGCGAACCAAAAUGUUGCCUUUAAACGAGUUAACGCUAGUCAAAGCGUACACUGGAAAACAAGAGCUAAGUGAAAAUAAAAAAAAAGAUUUACGCGAAUUAUUGUCUAAGAAUUUGAUCCCUAACUUUUAUUCUGACUUUUAUAAUUCCAUUCUUUAAUCAGUAAAGGUAAAGAUGACUCCUCCGUUUUCAUCUUAUAUUUUUAAAUAAUUUAUGUUUUGUUAACUGAUUUAUACCUAGACUGCGGACCUACUAAGAAUACCAUAACGCUGAUUAGAUUCGCUAAGAUCUCUUUUAAUUUUGCUACGAUGUUAUAAUUAUAGUUUAUAAUAGUUAUCAUAGUUUUUUACAAUACUAUAUACUACUUUGUAUAAAAAAACUAUAUUUGCUUUUUGUUAAUUUUGAAGGUAUAUGAAAAUGUAUACUAUUUUUUUUAUUAUAUUUCUCGUAAUCAUUUAAAUAAAGACUUGUAAUUUAAAAAGCGAUAGUUAGGAUAGAAGAGUGAUUUUUGUGAACUGAUGUAAACCUACUUAGAAUACCAUGAGACUGAUUGAUUUAUUGCUUAGAAGUUAAGAUCUCUUUUAAUUAUAUUAAUAAGUUCGGUAUAAAAACAUCUAACAUCUUCUAUUAAUAAGUGUUAAAAUGAAAAUAACAGUUUUUUUAUAAUUUUAGUUCCUUAAUGUUGAUCUCUUUUUUUUAAUUAAAAACCGUAACUACAAAAA
This is a messenger RNA of Helicoverpa zea (corn earworm), 3974 nucleotides long. RefSeq lists its product as uncharacterized. The transcript is spliced from 5 exons. The record is from RefSeq and is a predicted model, not a curated record. Bases 787 to 3411 code for a protein of 874 amino acids. NCBI's taxonomy places the organism in Eukaryota, Metazoa, Arthropoda, Insecta, Lepidoptera, Noctuidae.